Molecule: messenger RNA, 1066 nt
Organism: Notechis scutatus (mainland tiger snake)
Lineage: Eukaryota; Metazoa; Chordata; Lepidosauria; Squamata; Elapidae
Gene: ANAPC10
Product: anaphase promoting complex subunit 10
Biological process (GO): anaphase-promoting complex-dependent catabolic process; protein K11-linked ubiquitination
Cellular component (GO): anaphase-promoting complex
Source: RefSeq, a predicted model, not a curated record
AUCAUCACUUGGCGACGGACUGUCUGGAAACUCAAUGGUCUCGGAGAAGAAAAGGAGUCAGGCGAUCAGUAAACGGAGAGGGGAAGGGCGUGGCCAGAAAGUAGGUAGCGCUGUUACCUUAGCGGGGCGAUGAGAAAUGACCACUGCUAACAAGACUCCCCCUGGUGCAGAUCCAAAACAGUUGGAAAGGACAGGAACUGUUCGAGAAAUAGGUUCACAGGCUGUUUGGUCUCUUUCAUCUUGUAAACCGGGCUUUGGGGUGGAUCAGUUACGAGAUGAUAAUCUAGAAACAUACUGGCAAUCUGAUGGAUCACAGCCUCAUUUGGUCAACAUCCAAUUCAGAAGAAAAACUACUGUGAAGACAUUAUGCAUUUAUGCAGAUUAUAAAUCUGAUGAAAGUUACACUCCAAGCAAAAUCUCUGUGAGAGUAGGGAACAAUUUUCACAAUCUUCAGGAAAUUCGGAACAGGGGUGUCAAACUGGCGGGCUGCAGGCCGGACACAUCACGUGAAGGCCAUGCCUACCCCAGCUCCACGAAGGUCAGAGUGCAGUCCAUUAGUUUCAUUCCAAUAAUUAAAGACUAAUGCUUUGGAGAAGCUGCAAGUUAUCAAAUAUGAUUGUUUAGAAAAUUCUUUUGUUUGUACAGAACACUUUGUCUGCAGAUCUUGGCUGAAAUAGCAUAAAACCAAUAGACCGGACAUGUUGUCAUUCUUAAAACAAUCCAAUGUGACAAUCAUUUAGAGAGAUGUAUCAUCUGCAAAAUAAAUAUAUUAAAUCAUUGUAUGAGGUAUUAUCUAAAUUUUAGCCAGUCAUUUGUGUAUAUUUCCACUUUUUGUGUGAAUGUUAAUCUUGUUCUAAAUUUUUGUGUUCAGUAAUACUUGGUAAUAUUUUAUUUUCCAAAGUCCAUCUAAUAUGGACUACUUAGUAAUAUACUACCAUCAAAGAAGAGACUAGUAAUAACUGUGAAAUCCCUAAAUGUACCUUGAUAAGAUAUGAGAUAUGUGCUUAUUUUAUGUAGCAUAUAUCUGAAUUACAGUACAGAAAUAGUCCCAGAUUACGUUGACUGA